AUGCUCGUGGAGAUGCAGGCCGCGCGGCUUUGCUCGCAGCUGCUGCAAGGUCUGAGGUAUCUUCACCAGGACAAGUGCGUCCUUCACGGAGAUGUGAAGCCGAGGAAUAUCUUCCUGGUGCCAACUGCUGCCGAGGGGUUCGUGGCCCAGCUCGGCGACUUCGGCCUCGCAAGAGAAUGCCCGCGCAAGGCGCCCUUCCUCUGCAAGUUUAUAGGCAUGCAGGGCUCCCAUGGCUUCAUCGCCCCAGAGAUCCUGCAUGAACAGGACUACGGAUGCGCCGUGGACAUCUUUGCACUGGGCAUCAUCGUUUUCACCCUGCUCGCCGGCUACGAGUCCCGGAGUAUCCCCAGCUGA
This is a messenger RNA of Effrenium voratum, 354 nucleotides long. Lineage: Eukaryota; Dinophyceae; Suessiales; Symbiodiniaceae. The record is from the annotation of a GenBank genome assembly.